Messenger RNA from Trichomonas vaginalis G3, 699 nucleotides. RefSeq lists its product as uncharacterized. The transcript has a single exon. NCBI's taxonomy places the organism in Eukaryota, Parabasalia, Trichomonadida, Trichomonadidae. The record is from RefSeq and is a predicted model, not a curated record. The coding region runs from base 1 to 699 and encodes 232 amino acids.
AUGACUAGUAACUGGGUCUUUUCUUACGCAGCAGGUUUCACAUACAAACUCAGUUACAAAUAUUAUCAAGUUACAGAAAGCAACGGAUUUCGAUUUUUUUAUAAAAUUGAUGCAAAUAACGAUAGCUACCUCGUUUCAACACCUAGUGGCGUUUGGAAUAUUGAUGACUUUGAAUUUCGAGUCCUUUACGAAAAUGUCAGAACCAAUGACUACAUCAACAUCAUUUAUGAUGUCACGAACAAAGGAACAAAAACUCACAAUUUAGGAGUCUCUUCAUAUGUUGGGAUUUAUAUUGAUGGGCAAUCCAAUCAAACUGUAAUUAAAGCUCUGAAAGGAAUUCGUGGAAUCGAAGGAUUCUACAAUGAUCAUUCCGUAAAAGUUAUUCUUCGAGGAACGAAAGAAGUUACCGAUGUAGAUACAAUUUAUUAUAGAAAAAUUGCAGAAUAUAGCGAUUUUGUAGAAGUAGAAAGGAAUAGAUGGAUUAACAGAAGUAGUUAUGAUGAAAAACCAGCUGGAAUAAAGUCAUGGAUCUCUUUUAGCUGGCAAAAUAGAAAUUUUAAACCUAAUGAAAAUAAAAGGUUUUCAUUUUUGAUUGGAAGAGGAAAAUACAUAAGUGAAUACCAUUAUUCAUUGAAAAAUAGAAUCUCGUGCCAUUUAAUAUUAAUAUUAGCAGAUCUAAUUGAAAUCAUUGAUACAUAA